Messenger RNA from Selaginella moellendorffii, 813 nucleotides. RefSeq lists its product as uncharacterized. Lineage: Eukaryota; Viridiplantae; Streptophyta; Lycopodiopsida; Selaginellales; Selaginellaceae. The record is from RefSeq and is a predicted model, not a curated record. The transcript is spliced from 4 exons. Bases 1 to 813 code for a protein of 270 amino acids.
AUGGCAGCAGCACAUCAAUUUCCAGAGGGCGCACGCUGGGCGCGGGCGGACGUGCGGGGGCGGGUGGGAGUGCGGGCGGGCGAUAGCCGCGGAGCACGGACGGGAGAGGUGGAGAUAAAACAAAAAAGAGGGCUGAUGCCACGUCAUCGCCAGGUCAUGCCGCGCGCUAGCUCUGGCGUGGAGAUGAAGGUCAAUCUCCUCUACAAGAAGCCGGAUGGCACUGUUCUUUUCCUCGAGGCAAAGAAGGACUUCGUCGAUCUCCUCAUGAGCUUUCUUGUGCUUCCGGUGGGGUCUGUGAUCAAGCUCCUGCGAACUGUGGAUUCCGGCAUGGAGACUGGUGCCACGAGGCUGUUUGAGAGUAUCGAGAAAAUGGAUCAGUCGAGCAUGGAAGUCAGUAAGAGUGUUCUCACCAAUCCAGCGCCAGAUACUUUUGCGUUCCAUGGAGGAAAGAUGCUCACCAUCGAAAACUCGCAGUCGACUACUUCCCCGGUGUACUAUAAGUGUGGGUACAGUAGCUGCUACAAUGCGAGGGCUGACAAUGCAUCCUUUUCAUGCCAUCAGAACUACGGCUAUCAACCUGUACAGUUGACGAUGCUACCCAAUGAAGAAAACUCCACCAAAACUGCUGGCUACGUGAAGGAGAAUGUGAUCUUCAUGAUCACCGACGAGCUCGAGGUGUACCCGACUUCGACCAUCAAGAGCAUCGUCCUGCUCAACAAGCUCAAGGCCUUGUCUCUGCUCAAGGCGUCGCUGGUUUCAAAGACUGUGCUCAACGACGUCUUCAAAUCCUACGUCUCACAGCGAUCCUUUUAG